Molecule: messenger RNA, 852 nt
Organism: Daphnia magna
Lineage: Eukaryota; Metazoa; Arthropoda; Branchiopoda; Diplostraca; Daphniidae
Exons: 4
Coding region: 1-852 (283 amino acids)
Source: RefSeq, a predicted model, not a curated record
AUGAAGAGUACGAAACAUCGUGGAAAAUUGCCACAGUACGACGACAUUAUUAUGGCGAGACAGGCACUAUUGUCAUACAUUGGUCCGGCGAAAAAAGAAGACAUUUCAAAUUACGAAAUGGUAGUAUGCUCGCUAAUCGCGGAAAGAAGUCUUCCAAUAAGUCUUGUCGACAAUUUGAUUCCGACGAUGCGGCGAUUGCAUCCGAAAGAUGAAAUUCUAAAACAAGUGAAGCUUGGACGGACUAAGGCCACCAGUAUCUUCAAAGAUGGAUUUGGAAACGGUCUGAAGAAAAUGUUAGUCGAGAAACUAAGGACCACUUUCUUUUCAAUCGUCAUCGAUGAGACAACGGAUGUGACAAUCGAAAGCCAACUUGCUGUAAUGGUCCAUUACUGGGACUCUGCGGAGUUUAAACUAAUAGUGGAUGUCUUGGAUUUCGUCGUGUGUAAAGAAGCCACGGCAGAUGGACUAUCCGUUUCAGUUCUCGGCCUACUUGAGAAUUUGAAGAUUCCAUUCGAACGCCUCAUCGGGUUCUCUGCCGAUACAUGCAAUGUAAUGUUCGGAGUUAACCACUCUGUUUCAACAAUUUUAAAAGAAAAAAUACCCUCCAUAGUGCUUGUCAAAUGCUCUUGCCAUUCCUGCCAUCUCGUAGCGAACUAUGCUUCGAAAGCUUUGCCGGAUCAGUUGGAAACAAUUUUGCGAAUGAUUUUCGCCCAUUUUCCCGUAGUAGCAGUCGGAAACGAGACUGAGGUCUUGGAUGACAAAAAUAAAGCCUCACUUGACAUCUUGACUUACAUCCGUCAUCCCAUGACAAAACCGCUACUCUUGUUCAUGGAGUACGCUCUGGGCUACUAG